ACCCAUGAAAAACAGAAACCGUUGUAAUUUUGGACCAGGUGACUUCCCGUAGCAUCAGGGUUCACUCGUGGAUGUUUUGAAAGCAGCCCUCGUGUCGUACGCUUUAACGCUGUUAGUGCAGCUGUCAUCAAGACAAAUAUGCCGUGAAUAAAGAUGGAGUGAAGGCUGUUUUCUGCUCCACCAGGAUGGACAGGCGUGGCAGCCGAGGGGAGCCCCCAAGUGAGCUGCCCACUCCCUGUGCUCACUGCCCUCUGCUCUGUCCUGAUUCACAUAUGGAUGCGCGGGGCUACAAGUGGGUGCGAUGGCGUGUGUGGUUGUGCCGGGUGCUGGCUUUAUUGACCGGGGGCCUCCUGGCCUUGUUGUUUUACUGGCGCCCACGGCUGGGGGUCCUUGCUCGCGGUUCUCCCUGUCCCUUGGCAAUGGCUGAUGUACUCCUCAUACAAGACAGUGGUAACAAGCAGCAUGUAGUGAAAGUUCACACUGAAGAAAUGGAGGAAGGAAGUUGGGAGAUGUUGGGAGAAUUGGAUGACAAUGAGUCAAGAGACACUGUUCAGUUGUAUCAGCAGGACCAGAAAACGCUGCUGCGCUACUACAUUCUUGAUGGACUGCGAUAUGUGUGGCUGGACAGAAAGGAAUCGUUCGUUCGCGUUAGUAUCCUCAAUGAGGAUUGGACAUGCCAGGAUCUGCAUGGCUUCCAAAAAGGGCUGAGCCCUCAGGAGCAAAUUUUCAGGAGACGAGUAUAUGGUUCCAACCUUAUAGAUGUGCCUGUUAAGUCUUACAUCCAACUUCUGUUUGAAGAGGUUCUGAAUCCUUUUUACAUUUUCCAGUUAGCCAGCAUCAUCCUGUGGAUGUCUGAUCACUAUUAUUAUUAUGCUGUAUGUAUAAUUGUGAUCUCCCUAAUCUCCAUUGGCGUUUCACUAUAUGAGAUCCGCAAGCAAAGUGUUACUCUUCACAACAUGGCUCGUCUGGUUGUGGAUGUUAAGAUCCGCAAAAGCUCAGGAGAGGAGCAGAUUGUGAGCUCAGUGGACUUGGUUCCUGGAGACUGUGUGCUCAUCCCCGCUGAGGGCCUGCUUCUACCCUGUGAUGCUGCCCUGCUGUCUGGGGAAUGUCUGGUCAAUGAGAGCAUGCUCACAGGUGAGAGCGUUCCUGUUUUAAAAACACCUCUGCCUGCUGGAGAUCAGAGAUACAAUUCUGAAACAGAGCGUCGAUACACACUGUUCUGUGGCACGCAAGUCAUCCAGGGAAAAGGAGGAGGGCUGGAGGGCAGUCCGGCGGUUGCCGUAGUCACCAGCACUGGAUUUUUCACAGCCAAAGGGAAUUUGGUGAGCUCCAUUUUGUAUCCUCAGGAUUCAGACUUUCGCUUCAAUCGAGAUGCUUCCAAGUUUCUCCUCUUUCUGGGUGUAAUAGCAUGCAUGGGAACUAUUUAUAGCAUUCUCCUAUUCAUCAAAUACAAUGCCUCUCUGAAGGACAUAUUUGUGCGGUCCCUGGACAUUGUGACCAUCGUGGUGCCCCCUGCUCUGCCUGCUGCCAUCACUACAGCUACUAUUUAUGCCCAAAAGCGACUCAAGAAUCUGAACGUCUUCUGCAUCAGCCCUCCUCGUAUUAACAUCAGCGGCAAGGUGUCUGUUUUCUGCUUUGACAAGACUGGAACUUUAACAGAAGACGGUCUGGAUGUGUGGGGUAUAAUGGAGGGCAAUAGUGUUGGUUUUUCUGAGCUAGUCCCCGACCCCUCCCUCCUUCACCCGGGGCCUAUGCUUUCAGCUCUGGCUUGUUGCCACACUCUCACUUUGCUGCAUGGGAACCCUGUAGGAGACCCUCUGGAGCUCAAGAUGGUAGAAUCUACUGGCUGGACUCUGGAUGAGCCUCUUGGGAACAGACAUACUACUGAUUCUGAGUUUGGAGGUCAUAGAAUUCUGGCAAUGAUGAAUCCUCCCUCACAAAAGCACACAACUGCUCUGGCCAUUGUCCGGCGCUUUGCUUUCAGCUCAGCCCUUCAGAGGAUGAGUGUGGUGACUGUGACCCCAGGGAGACAGUCAGUGGUAGCUUUUCUCAAAGGGUCUCCAGAGAUGGUGGCGAGCCUUUGCAAAGAGGAAACUGUGCCGGCACAGUUUACCACCACAUUGUCGAAAUUCUCCAAGGAUGGGUUAAGGGUUCUUGCACUUGGCUAUAAACCAAUAGCUUUAGAUAUGGACUUAAAUACCAUUCAACGAGAGGAAGUAGAGAAAGACCUGCACUUCCUGGGCCUGCUGAUGAUGAAGAACCUAGUGAAAACAGAGACUCCUGGUGUCAUCAACAUGCUCAAGCUGGCCUGUCUGCGGACCAUUAUGGUCACAGGUGAUAACAUAUUAACUGCAGUGAAUGUUGCAAAGAACUGUGGAAUGAUUGGAUCUGAUGAGAGAGUGAUCUUUGUCAAAGCUUCGCCCCACACUCCCCAGUCUCGCCCCACCCUGAGGUACAGCCUAGAGGACGAUGGCGCUGCUGCUCAGGACAAUGUAGAAGUCAUCACACAUGGCCUCUAUCAGAGUGGGUACAACUAUCACUUAGCCAUCAAUGGCAAGUCAUUCGCUGCCCUUAGUGACUACUUUCCAGAGGAACUACCUAAGGUUUUAAUGAGGACUACAGUUUUUGCUCGCAUGGCUCCGAAUCAAAAAACCCAGCUGGUGAAGGAAUUACGAAAACUUAAGUAUAGGGUGGGCAUGUGUGGAGAUGGAGCCAAUGAUUGUGGGGCUCUGAGAGCUGCUGAUGUGGGCAUCUCUCUGUCUGAGGCAGAGGCAUCUGUGGCUUCACCAUUCACCUCCAAGAUCCAGAACAUCAGCUGUGUCCCUCUGCUCAUCAGGGAAGGGCGCUGUUCUCUGGUCACAUCCUUUAGUCUCUUCAGAUAUGUGGCCAUGUACAGCCUCAUUCAGUUCUGCUCUGUCCUCAUUCUCUACACAAUGAGAACAAACCUGGCAGACUUGCAGUUCCUGUUCUUUGACUUGGUUCUUGUUACUGUUCUGGCUAUUGUAAUGGGGAAAGGAGGCCCAAGCAAUGCCCUCCAUACAAGCAGACCUCCAGCUAGUUUGUGGUCUCUCCCAGUCCUGGGCAGCCUCCUGAUCCACACCUUGCUUAUCAUCCUGGGACAGACGGGAGUAAUUCUCUUUACUAGAGCACAGGACUGGUAUGUCCCUCUCAAUGGAACUACACCUGGCGAAAAUAACUGGCCCAACAUUGAAGACACCAGUUUGUUUGCAGUGUCUGGUUUCCAAUACAUCUUUAUGGCUGUAGUUGUCACCAAGGCCCAUCCUCACAAGAAACCUCUCUACCAUAAUGGGUGGUUCCUGAUACUGCUGGUGCUCUUCUCUGGACUCAUGAUCUGGCUGGUUAUGUACCCUUUGCCUUUUGUAAGAGUGCUGUUAUCUCUGUACAAUGUGGAGGACAUGAGCUUCAAGUUUGUGCUCGUCGGUUUCUCUGCCCUCAACUUCUUCACCUGUUUAUUGAUGGAAAUGUUGAUAGACCUGGGUCUUCUAAACUCUCUGCGUCUGCUGCGUGGGAGACGUCAGUCCAAGAAACCAUACAAACGGCUAGACUCUCAGCUCUCCGAGUCUUCAUCAUGGCCACCCUUAAACCAGACCCUGUUGCCCAGCCACAACAUAGUCCGACUUCUAAGCUAGCAUUCAUUCUACUCAAUCAAGGACUUGAGCAAGUAUUCUAUUGCUUGCACCAAACUGGCCUUUUACACUUGCAGAUUUAUGUAUUAUUGGAUGAAUAAAGUUAUUUUUUUGUUUAAAGAACACAAA
Molecule: messenger RNA, 3776 nt
Organism: Periophthalmus magnuspinnatus
Lineage: Eukaryota; Metazoa; Chordata; Actinopteri; Gobiiformes; Gobiidae
Gene: atp13a2
Product: ATPase cation transporting 13A2
Exons: 29
Coding region: 186-3650 (1154 amino acids)
Biological process (GO): regulation of mitochondrion organization; regulation of autophagosome size; intracellular calcium ion homeostasis
Cellular component (GO): membrane
Molecular function (GO): ATP binding; ATP hydrolysis activity; P-type ion transporter activity
Source: RefSeq, a predicted model, not a curated record